AUGGCCGCCUCCUCCGCGCGGCCCGCCGUCCUGGCCCUCACCGGCCUGGUGCUGCUCCUGCUGCUCUGCCUGGGCCCAGGUGGCAUAAGUGGAAAUAAACGCAAGCUGAUGCUUCAAAAACGGGAAGUGUCAGUGGUCCAGGCACAGCAACAGGAUGGAAAGUCUCUUUUCCUCCAGAAAUUUGAAGAUGACAUCACCUACUGGCUAAACAGAAAUAGAAACGGGCGCGACUAUUACCGUGAUUACUACCAGCGUCACUAUGAUGAAGACGCUGCGAUUGGUCCCUGAAGCCCCUACAGCGUUAGGCACGGAGCCAGUGUCAACUAUGACGAUUACUAACCAUGACCACACAGUGUCCAAGACACCAAGAGUGAUUUUCUUCAUGUAUCUCAUAAUCUCAAACUAUCUGGUUUCCAUUUUGCUUUAUUUCAGCUGAUCUUUCCUAUCUACUUUUCUAGAGUCUUCUGUGACGAAAAAGACUUACGCAAAGAAUAUGAAUGCCUUUUGAUAUUUCAUGCAGGUACCUAAAAAUGCCUUUCAUUUAAAAAUCGGAAUAAAAGCAUUUUGUUAAAAAGUCUCUGCAAAUUCAUUUGGCUGAAAUUUAAGCCGCCAACAGUUUUCAUGCCCUUGCUGUUUCUGAAGUUGAAGCAUCUUCUGAGAGGUAUUUCUCCCUUGUUAUCUCAAGUUACACUUCCAAGAUCCUUCCCACCACACGAGGUAAACCAUGGUACUGAGUCAGGGGUAUUCAGUUUGCUAAAAUUUAGUGCAUGCUAAAUGCAAGAUAUAAAAAUCAGCAAGAAAAUUUAAUGAAAAUCAUGUAAAAGCUUGCAGACAAUGGUUUGGAGAAUUCUUAUUCGACAGCUCAAGCUCUCACAAGAGUUCAGCAGAAAUCCCUAGGCAAUAAUAGUUGGCUUUUCCUUCAUUUCGGGACUGCAGAUCCCUUAUUUCUGUACCAUCUAGGGGCCGCAUCUACAAAGAUAUUCUCUAUAUAUUUAGAAUUGUGUUCAGUAUUUCAUUUGCUCCCGCUGGGCAGCUUCCUCAGGUUAUCUAAUUCGCCAUACUGCUGGGAACAGAACAUCUGUUUGGUCAUUUAUUCUAAGGAGUGCCUCUCAGACAGUCUUCAACUUUUCUGUGUCAAGGAAUACCUCUUAAGAAUAAUGUUUUUAAAUGCAUAAAACACAUAGGAUUGUCAAGGAGGCCAAUUGUAUUUAAAAAGCUAUCCACAUUUGA
Trichechus manatus latirostris (Florida manatee) is the source of this 1230-nucleotide messenger RNA. RefSeq names its product ECRG4 augurin precursor (gene ECRG4). Bases 1 to 288 code for a protein of 95 amino acids. Lineage: Eukaryota; Metazoa; Chordata; Mammalia; Sirenia; Trichechidae. The transcript is spliced from 4 exons. Gene Ontology annotation, biological process: cellular senescence; G1 to G0 transition; central nervous system development. The record is from RefSeq and is a predicted model, not a curated record.